Postia placenta MAD-698-R-SB12 is the source of this 3225-nucleotide messenger RNA. RefSeq lists its product as hypothetical. The coding region runs from base 1 to 3225 and encodes 1074 amino acids. The transcript is spliced from 15 exons. Lineage: Eukaryota; Fungi; Basidiomycota; Agaricomycetes; Polyporales; Adustoporiaceae. The record is from RefSeq and is a predicted model, not a curated record.
AUGAUCUCCGCACGCUCCCCCUCCGUGGCCUCCGCCAGCGCCCCCUCCUUCGCCCGCGUGCAGCGCGCCACGGCCUCCUCGUACUCCUGCGCGGGCACCCAGCCGUCCGGCCCCAGCCCGAAGAUGUCCUGCCACACCUCGCACGCCCUGCCCCCUCCGCGUCUCGCGCACACGGCGCGCCCGCCCCCGCACGCGCCGCCCCCCGCUCCGUGGCGCAGCCUGCAGAUCAAGCGUGUCGCCCGCCCACGGGUCGCCCGCGCGGUGGAACAGGCUGCGCGCGCACACGGGGUCCGUCAAGGCGUCGUGAUGCGGCGCCGUGUGCUCGAGGCAGCGGUCGUGGUAGCGGCGCCAGCGGUGACCGGUGCACUCCCUCUGCUUCCUGCUUCGGUGCGCCCAGGUUCGUCCAGCGCGUCCGCGCGUCGAGGUGCGGCGGCGUCGUGGGCUGCGAGCCGGGAUCGGGAUCGGCGUGGUCCUGGAGGCGCGCGGGCACGCCGGCGGGGAGGGAGGAGGAGCAGGGGCAGGGGCAGGAUGCAGGGGCAGGACGGACGCGUGCUGCCAGGGCCCCGUCGCGCAGGCCAGCCCGCGUCGGACGGCCUCCGCACGACGAUCGACGAUGGUGCGCUGCUGGGGAUCUGGAUGGCGGGUGCAGAGACGACCGCGCGCCGGUGCGCCGGUGCGAUGCGGAGAUGGCGCAUGGCGCUGCAAGUCCGCGAUGUGGGUGUGGGCGGACGGCGGCCGCGCCUGGUGCCGGUGCGCGUCCCUCUCCGCGCGCGGCGGGACGGCACGAGCGGGCGGCGGAGCGGCGCGAGAUACGCCGGUUCCGUGCGGGCGGCUGCUGCGAGCGCUGCGUCCGCGCUUUCGUCUGCAGCGAUUGAUCAGUUGGAGGGCGUGGUCAGACAGGGCAGAAAGCGGCGUACACGGUACACGGUCUGCGUCGCGCUGCGAUCGCCUGCCGCGCCACAUGGGCUGCCGGGUAUCUGGGCCAACGCAGAAACGCGCGUCCUUCUCCAUGAGCGGGAUGGCCGCCCUCGCGGCCGCCUUCUCCGGGUCGGGGGCGUGGGAGAGGCUUCCGCCGCGGGGAAGGACAUCGGCAUGUACUCGGUCUUCGCCGCGGCGUCGUUGAACCUGAGCAAGUGUGUAGUCGAGGAGGUCGUCAUGAGAAGUUGCCGUAAUGGAGAAGGCGUCGCCGACAUGGCACCAGACGUGCCAUGGAGGCAGCGCAUGCCGAUCGACUCGAUCAAGUGUGCAGGCCUGACGCGCCGUGCGCCUGUAGCCGCUGCCGCCGCCGUUCGCUCCCCGAUGGUAUCCGCCUCUGACGCUCGCCAUGUGCAACACCAGCUCAGCCCUCCUCUUCUUGUUUCGUCGCAGUCCGCGCCUCAGACUCCGCUGAGCCAGCGUGCGCACGUCCCGCAGCCGCGACCACGCGCAGCCUCCCGCCUCGCCUCGCACCGUCACUCCCGCGUCUUCGUCGCACACCGCGCUGCGCCCGCUCGCUCAUACUCACGCAUGUGCGAGGUCGUCCGCACGCCAGAGGUGUUCGCCCGUCUCAUUGUCGAUCGCGACCUGCGCUGCGGUCACGCGGCCCCCGAGACACGCGACGAUGCGACGACGUCGGUACGGACAAGGCAGACGCACGGGGCACCACCACUCAGACUCAGUGCCGCUGGAGAUCAGCGUUCUCGUAGCGACGUCCGCGCACCCGGACCGAUGUACGCAGCCUGCUGGAACACACGCACUCCCGACCUUCGCCUGCCCGCCGACGACACAGCCCCAAGAACGCGCGGCUCGCGCGCAAGGCGCACAAACGCACGCCUCAUCACGCGCGGCCUCGCGGACCCCCUGCCCAUCGAAAACGAAACCCAGUCGCGCCCCAAGAUCUUCGACCUCAGCGUCCGCCGCCCCGCGCCGGUGCUCGCCGUCGACGUGGGCUACACGUCCGACCCCGAGUCGGAGGCGUACGCAGGGCAGCUCGACGCGCGAGGCAAGGUCGCGCGCGGCUCCCGCGGCAGGGGCGGGGACCGCGCGGGCGGUGCGGAUGCGGAGGGCCGCGGCGAGAUCGGCCAGGGCCUGUCUCUGUCUGGCGAGGCAGUUCACGCGUCACGGAGCACGGGGCGGGUGCACGGGGCCGGGUCCACGCCCCUCCAUUUCCAUUUCCAUUUCCAUCUCCAUACGACGUGCGCACCCGUCCUUCUGCACAACCGAGUCCACGCCGGGGCGCCCAGCCCGCGCACGCCCAUCCAGACCGCGCCUGGUCUCGCGCGCGCCCGCGUCUUACGACGCCCCCGCGCGCUCUCGCGUGCCUCACACGCACCCACGCACCGAUCGAAGGGAGACCGGUCCCCGCACGUCCUCGCUGUCCCGUGGCGCGCUCUCACGCGGUACGCGCACAGCACGAGAGCGCAGAGCACGCCUACGCCCAACGGGUCGUGUGGCGCGCAAGUCGACGAGGCGGCUGCGGUAGAGGGGCGCGCUCCCGGCUACAGGAGGACGGUUAAUAUGUACAUACGACGACGGCCAUCUGCAAUGGCGUCCUCCCGCCGUGGCGCGUCGUCCGCAUCGUCGCAGCGCGAUGACUUGACCAGGCCAGCUCGCGGGGACGUGCAGACGGCGAGACGCGAACGCCUGCAGAUCGCACAUCGUGGUGGUAAGCAUCUGCAUCCGGACAUCAUUGCCUGUCGCUCACCGGUCGACACGGACGCAGGAGACGUGACGUUCGGCGGGCCGGCCGUCAGUUUCCACGCGACCGCGCACCAGUGUAUCUCAGCGGGCUACCGCCGACGGGGCCUCCCAAGCACUACCCGUUGCCCUGCCGCAGGCCUGGCAUGGCGCUCGAUGCAGGCAGAAGCGCUGCCCAAAGCUUUGUUGAUUUGCGGCUCACACAAUGGCAAGCGGGUGUUGAAGAACUCGGGAGGCAAGAUCAUUUGGCCUCAGGUGGUGUGCAUUGGUAUCUGGGAUUGUUUUGUGGCUAUUGCAUGUGCCACUGUUGAUCUGGGACUGGGCGUGAGAAGACAACAUCAAAGGCACUUCGGAUUUAUGCUUGUGAAGAAGGAUGACUGUAGCAAACAAGGACACUGGCGCGGCCACGUCUGCCGAGUGCUGCAUGAGGACUGGUGCAAAGCUGACGGUGCCUUGGCGAAGGCGUCUGAUGGUGCCUUGGCGCUAUCUGGCUGCCUGGAGGUGCAGCUGUGGAACACAAACAUGAUGACUGACUGUCGUGCAAAUUAA